AUGAAUUCAUAACAAACUUAGUAAAAUAUAGCUGUGCCAUCUCUUAAUUUGUUAAAAGUGCAAAAGUUUAAAGAUAAACAGGAUGUCAUCAAAGAUAUCAUAGCUUAAGAUAAGAUGGGAGAUAAAAAUGUUAAAAAAGAGGGGUAAAGAGAACAAUUUUACAAACCAAAUGCUAAAUCAAUGGCAUUACAGCAUUCUCUUGAUAACUAAACUCAUUCACCCAAGAACAGUAGUUUUACUAAGGCUGAAAUUCAAGCAGCUGCUUAGGUCCAUGAAGAGUAUCCAAGGCUUUUUAAGAAAAAAUAGGCAUUAUAAGAACUUAGAGAGAUUCAAAAAGAAGUAGCAAAAUGUAAAAAGCCAAUUAUCAUGAAUAAAAAUUCAAGUUCACAAAACAUAAAUGUGUCUAGGUAGCUCGGAAAGCAUUAGAAGCGUGACUCUUAAAAUCAGGGUAUUUUUAAAAAUGAAAUCAGUUAGCAAUAGAUUUAAUAAUCCACUCAUCAAAAUCUUAAUGGCUUAUCUAUAAAUGAGAUUGAAAAGAGAUUCCAAUAAUAAAUCUCAGUAAUGGAGCAUGAAUAUGAUAUAGAUGGAGAGACAGCAGCCAACUCAGCAAACCAGUAUCCUACCUAAAAGCUGCAAAGUCAUCUUAAAGAUCUUGCUCAACUAUAAAACGAUCUUAACAGACUUAAUAAUGAUUAAAAGCUAUCGAAGAAUAACUUUGAGAAAAUGAAGAUGUUUUUCAAAAGAAAUAAUACCAGAUCGCGUUUAAAGUAAAGAGGUGGACCUCAUGAUGAAGAAGCAUCUGAUGUUAACAAUAAAAGUUCAAAACGAAACAAGAAUAAGAGUAGUUCUUUUGACUAUUACAAUGACGAAUCUAAACGAAGUGGUAAUUCAUAGGAUUAUUCUGAGAUUCAGAGUAAUUUAGGCCCAAAAGAGGGGCAAACCCAUCAUAAGAAUUAAAGCACAAAACAUCUAACCAAUUAAAGAAAUAACAUAGAAAAACAUGUUAAGACCAAAUGCUAAUUUGAAACUUAGAAGUACGAUACUAGUCUCAAUGAUUUGUCAGUUGUCUAGUAAAGAUUAAAAAAAGAAUGCAAAGGAGACUUGGGAAUCGUAAAUCCGAUGAAGGCUUUUAGUAUCUUGAAUAUGAUUUAAAAAGAAGAUUGCCCAGAGGCCUAUGAGCCCGAAAUUGUGACACUACAUAAAUAAAAAUUGCUUGAAAAAUAAAGAAUAGAAGAGUAUAAUAAUGAUGUUGAUAAGACCUUGUUCGACUUUGAUGAUGACAUAGAUAAAUUAAGUAAUGUUUCAGAAAGAUAUUAGGUUUAGGGAUUUUAUUUAGUCGAGGAUCCAUAAGUUAAUAAUAAGACUAUAUAAGAAAGUAAACAAGAAAAUUCCUUAUAGACUGAUGAGCAAUCAAAGUAUAAAUAAAGAAAAAAGAAAACUAAGGAUGUUAAUUUUGAGAUCGAUCAAGUUAAAGCUGAAAUGAUAAAAGAUUUAUCGUACUACAAUAAAAAUAAGAGAGAUGAUUCUGAUUCACCAAGAUAGGACAAUUUUAAAAAUAGUAAGCCAGCAAACUAAAAUUAGGGUUUCAAUAUCAAAAGCCGCAAAAAUGAAAAUGAUAGAAUAAUUAGUAGCAUAAAGUAACAGCGAAGGAAUGUGUUUAAUCAUCAACCAUUGUAUGAUGAGCCUCUAAACAAAUCCUACAGCAGAAAAAACAGAGCAUCUUAAGGGAUGAGCCAAGGUCUAAAUAGGUACAAGCCAAAUAUAAAUAGGGAUUUAGGAAAUUUAUAAGAAAGAGUUGCUACAAGUGCUGCGCCUAAAGAAAGAAAUUUAAAUGAUCAGUUAUCAUCAUUCAAGAAAGAUGCAAUGAAUUUUCCUCCAAGUAACAUUAAAAGCGACAUAAAUGUUUUCAAGCAGAAGAAUGAAAGACCUCAGAUUCCAUCUACUCUUGAAAGACCUGGUGCCUGUGUGAUUAAAGAUAUAUACGGAUAAAUGUCCAAAAUGAAUUAUGAGAGUCAUUUCAAGAAUACAAUGAUGAUACUAGACUAAUAAUCAUAAUUUUCUAGACCAUUAACUUCUAAUAACAGAAUCAACACAAACAAGCAAAAUUUAUUCAACUAAAAUAGCUCAAUCAUUCAAAGUGGGAAUGAUCUUUAACUAACUAAUAUAUUAAAUUAAAGACCCAAGAAUCAGAUCCCCUUUUAAAAUCUCAACCCUGCCUUUUCUGAGGUUGCUUUGAAUAACAGUCUUAAUUAGUAUCAAUAUUAGUAGCAAAAUAACAGUGCUUAUGUGGCCAGUAAAAAGGGAACGUUAUACCCUGGAAUCACAGCCAAUCAUAAGCAUAUUGAUAGGAUUGAAAAGUAUUUUUGCUCCAACAUAUAAAAAAAGACUACCUAAUUAUAAAGCUAAGCCGAGUAGCAAAAAAAGUAACUCCAGCAUCUAAAGUUUCAAUAAUCCAAACUGAUAGGGACAUCUAUUAAUUUAGGGGACAAUGUGCCUUUGACAUCAUUAAAUACAGUCACUCAUUUAGGUAGCAUUUCUAGUAAAAGGCGACUUCAUUAGCAUGAAUUAUUCAUUUGA
Messenger RNA from Stylonychia lemnae, 2577 nucleotides. The record is from the annotation of a GenBank genome assembly. Lineage: Eukaryota; Ciliophora; Spirotrichea; Sporadotrichida; Oxytrichidae.